UCGGUUGACAGUCUCGGAAGGUCAGUGGUUUCAUAUUUGACGGGUUGUUGAUAGGGUUGGGAGAGGGAGAGGACUCUCAAACCCUAGGGCGAGAAGCGGAAGGAAAGCUCGCGGCCCGGGGGCAACAAUUUCCUAUCGAGCAUUGGAAUUUGUGAAUACCUGUCAUCAUCAUGGUUAAAGAUGCCGACACGGGAGAGGUUGCAGCAAACAUCCACUGCAAAACAACGCAGAGGUAUUCACAGUGGAACAGAGAAAUAUAAUAGAACCAAUGAAAACCUACACAAGACUGACAAACAACCAGAGUGCAAAAGAAGAUGAUCUGUGCAAAUACAAUUUAAAAAAUGAGUAAUACUGAGAACAUGAGCUGCAGAAUCCUUGAAAGUGAGUCCAUAGGUUGUGGAAUCAGUUCGGAGUUGAGAUCUCCCUCCAAAGAUUGUUCCUCUUCCAUAGAAAGAGCUAUAUCUGACGUUUCUUGUCACUAGAGUAAUUGGAGGUCCAUAUAGAUUAAAGACUCUGCAACUCCAGGAGCCAAAAUGGCCGGAGAUCCGAUGUUCAUAAUUACUGAGAUCCUGAGAACAUGGGAUGAUAAACAACUUAUUGAGUUGACAAGCAUUUGUGAGGAUAGACUAAGAGGGGCAAUUGAAGAGGUAGUGCACAAAGUCAGUUUUGUGUUGGCCUAUGAGAAAUAUUUCAGUGAACGUGAACAUGAGGAUGUCAUUAAGACUGCAGAGACAGAAAAUCGGGCAAAUGCUUGCAAACUCUUCCUCCGUCUGGUGAGGGGAAAAGAUUCCGAAGUCCAAAGAUUGAUAUGGAAAUCCUUUGUGAAAAUGCACCACAUUGUACCAAAACUGGAUGAAUUGCUGAAGGAGAUACAGGGGCUUGGUUCUGAUCCUGUUGAAUGCUGGAAGGUCAUGCGAGGCUUAUCAGAACUACCUCCUUACCUGCGAGAUAUUCAGCAGCAGCACAAGGAGACUCUUCGGACACAAACAGAAAAACUGAGUGUCAGCACCAUCCUGAUGAGGGAGAAGGUUAUGGAUUUCCAGCUGACCGAUCGAUAUGCUGAGCUCACGGUGAUCUCUACUGUUCGAGAUCGGCAACUUGUGGAACAUGAGCUGCUGGCGAGAGGUCGGGACCACGAGAAAUGGAGGGACAAGCAUCUCCAGGGAGUGCUGGAAAAAAUCCGGACCGACCAGUUGUUUCAGAGCAGGUUUUCCCGGAGUAAAUUCAAAUCUCGGAGAUCGGCAGCAGUGGCCGGAGUAGCAGGGAUUGGCAAAACAACAAUGGUGCAAAGAAUUGUAUAUGACUGGGCCAUAGGGAGAAUAUACCAACACUUUCAAUUUGUCUUCUGUUUCAAAUUCCGAGAUUUAAACAACACUGGCUGCAAAACAACCCUGAAGAAUUUGAUUCUGGAUCAGUACCCUUACUUCGGGAGUACACUAGAAGAGGUCUGGAAGAACCCAGAAGGAUUGCUGUUUAUUUUCGAUGGUUUGGAUGAAUUCAAGUACACAAUUGAUUUUGCUGACAGUCAAUCUCAAUACAUGUGCCUUGAUCCCGAAUCGUGGUGUGACAAUGCGUCUGACAUUGUGUACAGUUUAAUCCAGGGCAAGUUGCUCCCAGGGUGUUCAGUACUGGUGACCACCCGCCCCACUGCGUUACAUUUAUUGGAAAAGGCAGAGAUUGGUGUUAGGGCUGAAAUCCUGGGGUUUGUCGGCGAGGAAAGGAAAAAAUAUUUCAGCAUGAUUUUUGAAGAUCAGGCAGUAGCAGCAGCUGUUAUUAAGCAUAUUGAGGAGAACGAGAUCCUGUACACCAUGAGCUACAACCCUUCUUACUGCUGGAUCCUUGGUUUGGCACUGGGCCCUUUUUUCAAACAAGAAGACAAGAACCUACGGCAAGUUCCCAAGACAAUCACCCAACUAUAUUCCUAUCAUAUUUACAACAUCCUGAAAAACCACAGCCUUGAGAUUGAAAGACCCUGUGACAUGUUACUGAAGGUUGGUGAGAUGGCCUUGGCAGGAGUAUGUGAGAAGAAGAUCGUGUUUACAAAUGAGGAUUUGAACAAGUACAAGCUGGAGCCAUCCCAGUUCCUGUCCGGGUUCCUGGUGGAACUCUUGGAGAGAGACAAUUGUGCCAAGAGCGUGGUGUACACUUUCCCACACCUCACCAUCCAAGAGUUUGUAGCUGCACUCGCACAAUUCCUGACGCCAGAUAACAAGGAUAUCCUGAAAUUCCUCUCUGAAGCCCACAGUGCAACUGAUGGGCGAUUUGAAGUAUUUCUCCGUUUCGUUGCUGGUCUGUCCUCUUCAUUGUUACAGGUCCUGAAGGAGUUUCUGGUUCCAGUUCCUUAUGAAAGAAUUUGCCGAGUGAUUGACUGGGUGAAAGAGGAGAUUAAACGUCAGGCUAGCAAUGGAAACAAAAGGAGCCUCCUGAACACAUUGCACUACCUGUUUGAGUCUCAGAAUACUGGACUGGCUCGGGAUGCACUAGAAUCUGUGCAGACACUUACAUUCUGUGGCUUGCGACUGACCCCGAUUGACUGCGUGGUCCUGUCCCAUGUCAUUGGAUUCUGUAACACAAUAAAGCAUCUCAAUCUGCGGGGCUGCUACAUUCAGCAUGAAGGACUCCAGCGGCUGGCACCUGGGCUGCACAAAUGUUACGAGUUACGGCUGGGUGAUAAUGAACUGGGAGAUUCGGGAAUAGAACUGGUAUCUGCUGCUCUGAACAAUGCAGAAUGUAAAAUACAGAAGCUAGAGUUGGAUAAGACUGGUCUCACAGCCACUUGUGCCGCUGGCUUGGCUUCUGCUCUCAAUAAAACACGCUCACUGACAGAGUUUGACCUGGGUAUUAAUAAACUGGAAGAUUUAGGAGUGAAACUUCUGUCUGCAGUUCUGAGCAACCCGGAAUGUAGCAUACGGAAACUGCGUCUGUGGGAUGUCGGUCUCACAGCCUCUGGUGCCAGUGAUCUCGCCUUUGCUCUAUCGACAAACUGCUCCCUGACAGAGCUGGAACUUGGUGAUAAUGACCUGGGAGAUUCAGGAGUGGAUAAAGUAUGUGUGGCUCUGAGGAACUCCAGCUGUAAGAUACAGAUCUUGAAGCUGUGGAAUACUGGUCUCACAGAUGAUUGCGCAGAGAAUCUUGCUUCUGUGCUCAGUAGCAUCCAAUCACUGAAUACUCUGGAUGUGGAAUCAAACUCCUUCACAGACCAAUCUGUCCCUGCUUUCUGCCGCCUCAUACAGACCCUCCAGAAUCUGGAAUGGAUUGGGCUUGGACGAAAUCGAUUUGGUUUUGAUGGAGAGAAGGAUCUGAAGUCACUGCAGCAAUCCAGGCAGAGAUUGAUUGUGUCAGUAUGAACAUCUGAAUGUAGAAGCAUCACUGCCCUCUGGAUGCUAAUAUUUUUGGCUGAUCACGUAUCUGCCCUCUUUACAGCAGUAUUCUGGGUUGAGACAACGGCAGGCAUUAAAUCUCUAAUUACCAUCCUGUACUUUAAUGCAAUUGUCCAAAUUAGUCCAUUCCUGGGAAGAUCUGUGGUUUGAUAUAGCAGAGUGUGACUGAGACAGUGCUUUCAUGUAGUCGGCUACAUCAGAGCUUCGAGAAUGUGGACAUUGUGUCAUUGUGUAAUCAAGAGCUCAGCAGCUCUAGGUAAGGCACAGAACAGAGCAUAAAAUAUAAAAAAGAACCCUCCUUUCUUGUGAUGGACGAAUAUUUUUUCUGACAGGCUUUGUUGUAAUGUGAGUAUUGUUAAAAGUAAGUUAAUACCGAUCAGGAAGCUGUUGGUAACAAGUGGCUAGUUCUGGGGUCAGCCGGGUUAUUACUUCCAGUAUGCAUUGUAUACAGUUCCACUACCCAUGCCGCACGAGGUACCUGAAAGCCUCUGUAUUGUAAAUAUUAUUUGCCGUCCCAGAUAAAGAUGUUCUUUUGGCCAUAAAAUUGCUGAGUGGUCCUUUUGUAAAGUAGAAGUUACCACAGGUUUAUUACAACUAUUGCUUACCGUGCCAUGUUCAAUUCCCACUGAGUGUGCUUAGUGACAAGGAUGCUGAUGAACAGGUUGAGAAAAGGAAUAGAAGUUGAAACUGCUGGAAGAGUGCAACAUAUUGGUGGCAUUAUUCUGAAACACGAGAUUCAGCAGAUGCUGGAAAUUGAGAGCAACACACAAAAAAUGCUGGGGGAGCUCAGCAGGCCAGGUAGCAUCUAUGGAAAUGAACCUUCAUCAGGACUCAGUAACAUUAUUUAUAUGUUUACUGUUGAUAGAUUGUUUAUUAACCUGCACUUUACAUCUAGCCAGCUUAUUUUUAAGAGUUAAAAGUAUUACAAUGCUGAAUCACUUUAAUACUAAGGGAAGUUGUAUAUAUGCACUGCAGAAUAUAUUGUGUUUGAGUGCAUGAAGGUAUCUCAAACUUUCUGUGCAACUUUAAUAAUAAAUUGAUUUGCUGCUACCCUGCAAUAUUUUAUUCUGCUUUAUCUUCAGCACGGAUUUUGCUUCUGCCACCCCAGGUUAAUCAAAAACUAAAACUGGUUUCACUUUAUUCUAUCAGAAAUUGAUGAAUUGAACAAAAUUUUGAAAGUGAUCUGCUUUUUGGAAAUACAUCAAAUAGUUGGCUGCCAUGAGCUACUAACCACAAAGUGGUAAUUGCCCUUCUAUUGAAAGUGGUAUUACUUUCUAUUGAAGAUAAUUUCAGUUCUCAGUUUGGGUUCUCAUGGUUAUUUUGUUGCACCAAUCACUUGACAGCGUAAACAGCUCAAUCUGACUUUCUGGCAGACCAGAGAGUUUCAUUCACCAUAUAGAAAAUUGUUCCUGUGCAUAUUUCUGGAGAUUCCUGAAAAGAGGAAUCCUAGAAGGAAUGGACAACGGUUCAACAUCCAGUGCUGCCAGUAAAGGCAGUGUGUAAAGUGGGUAAUUUUUGUCAUGGAGGUGCAAAAGAUUGGAGCAACAAAUAAUCUGCUGGAAGAAAUUUGAAGGCCCAGCAGCAUUUAUGAGAGGAAGAGAACUGAUGGUGUCAACAAUGCAUUUCCUUCUACAGCUGCUGUGUGACCUGCUGAGUUCCUCCAGCAGAAUGAAAUGGCCUAAUGUGCAUGAGAAUAAUAAUUUUAACGAUGAUUAAAAGCAUCUAUAGGUAAUAAAUUAAAAAGAAAAGAGUGUCUGUGAACGAGGUUCACCCAACUGAGUGAAGUGGAUUCAGGCAGUCAGAGCCAGUGAGUUGACUAUUCACGAGAGGCAGAGGAGGCUGCUCAACCCAUCGGCUUCAUGCCAGCUCCUGGUGGAGCAGUAUCUUUCUUUUCAAAUCUUUUUAUUAUUAUUAUUAUCCAAAAUACAAGAGUACAUCAAAGUGAGUAACAAUUACGUCUCAAAAGAGAAAAAGAAAACAGUAUUAAGGAUUGAAAAAUAUGGUGAUGUGGCGACCCAUUUCUUGGCACAUCUGAACCGGCUCACAAUUAGCCAGCGUUCCGGCUAAGGGAGAUAGCCUAUGGGGGUUUGUGAGUAUGUGUCUUUUGGAGCAUCAGCGCCCCACGGGGGGCAGGUUGAGGGAGGCUUAAAAGCAAGGCUGUGUAGUUCGAAUAAAGUUUUCUUUGACUGCAGUUUACCGACUCCGUGUCGUUAUUUUAGCGCUGCGUGUAGCACACCGCUACAGUGACCCAAAAAAAAAGAGAAGAAAAGAGAAAAAAACCCUGCUAAAGCGAGAAAAAAGUGAGAAAAAAAAAGAACCCAUUAGGUGUUCAACCCUGGAGCCAUGCAUCAUACUUAAAGCUUCUAAAGAUAAACAAA
Hypanus sabinus (Atlantic stingray) is the source of this 5758-nucleotide messenger RNA. Its product is annotated as NACHT, LRR and PYD domains-containing protein 3-like. Bases 534 to 3347 code for a protein of 937 amino acids. The transcript has 13 exons. Lineage: Eukaryota; Metazoa; Chordata; Chondrichthyes; Myliobatiformes; Dasyatidae. Gene Ontology annotation, molecular function: protein binding. Gene Ontology annotation, cellular component: cytoplasm. The record is from RefSeq and is a predicted model, not a curated record.